Messenger RNA from Suillus subaureus, 195 nucleotides. RefSeq lists its product as uncharacterized. The record is from RefSeq and is a predicted model, not a curated record. NCBI's taxonomy places the organism in Eukaryota, Fungi, Basidiomycota, Agaricomycetes, Boletales, Suillaceae. The transcript has a single exon. The annotation marks the transcript as partial.
AAAAACUGGAAUUUUCCAAAGGCACACUCAAUGAGGCACAUAUUUUCUGACAUUAGGGCAAAAGGAGCUGCACAAAACUUUAGUAUGUGGCCAAAUGAGAAGCAUCUUGGGCCAAUCAAGAGGGCCUAUAAACUGCAAACAAAUGGCAAAGAUAUUGCAAACCAGGUACAUUUGACCACACUUCACAUUAAUUGA